UUGACCGGAAGCUUAUCACUGCCGUCAGCUGAUUUUAAUAGCUUAUUUGUGUUUUUUUAUUUAUGGCUCAUCCAAUUUCUACACAAUUCUUAUCGGAGGUCGAAAAUGAUUGAAUCUGUAACAGCUUUUCAAAGUGAAAUGCUGAUCUGGCUUGCCGUCGGCUCCCUGAUCGCAUUUAUCCUUGCAUUUGCUAUUGGAGCCAAUGAUACUGCUAAUUCAUUUGGUACCAGCGUUGGUAGCAAAGUACUCACUCUUACUCAAGCUUACAUAUUGGCUAGCGUUUUUGAGACGAUGGGAGCCUGCUUGCUGGGGCACAAAGUGACAGAUACAAUGCGUAAAGGAGUUCUAGACCUUUCCGUGUAUAAUAACAGUGAACGCGAACUCAUGUAUGGACAGAUCUCCAUCCUGUCCGGUUGCGGUACUUGGAUGUUGCUUGCAACAGCCCUCAAACUGCCUGUGUCCACUACCCAUUCGAUCGUUGGUGCGACUAUUGGAUUUUCACUCGUUUUGAAAGGAACAGAUGGCAUACGAUGGGCAAAAAUUAACAAAAUUUUCUUAUCUUGGAUUGUGUCUCCUCUCCUCUCUGGAGUAGUUUCCAUCUUAUUCUACGUAGCCAUUGAUCAUUUCAUUUUGAGAAGAAGUCGACCUCUUAACAGCGGUCUACACAUGCUUCCUUUCUUGUACUUUUUAUGUUUUUCUUUUAACGUUUUUGCGAUCAUCUACGAGGGAUCAGAAUAUCUUGGUUUCCAUAAUUUGACGCUCUCUUCUUGUCUACUUAUCGCUUCUGGUGCCGGACUUGUUGUUGCUCUUGUAGUCAAGUUCUUCGUAGGACCAUGGCUCAAGAAAAGCAUAUUAGAACGUGCGGAUGGAGAUGUAUGUAGUGGAAAACCUCUGGUAGAAAUGAACACUGGAGAAGGACAUAAAGCUGGGUUGUUAGAACUUGAAAAUAACGGACUGAAGGAGAAAGAAGCAAAUGGAAUUUGUCAUGCUCCUAAUGUGGUUGCUCCAUCUUCUUCCGUCACUUCUUUCUUCCGUUCUUCCAAACCUGAAGAUCCACAAGCCGCUCGUUUGUUUUCACUUCUUCAAGUAAUGACAGCUUGUUUCGGUGGAUUUGCUCAUGGAGGAAAUGAUGUUAGUAACGCUAUCGCCCCACUUGUUUCUCUCGUUGUCAUAUAUCAAGAAGGUUCUGCUGCCCAAACUCUUGGUACUCCAUGGUACUUACUCUUAUAUGGAGCCGUUGGAAUGUGUAUUGGACUAUGGCUUUUGGGACAUCGGGUGAUAUACACAGUCGGAGAAAAUUUGACCAAAAUCACUCCACCCGGAGGUUUCGCUAUCGAGUUUGGAGCAGCUGUAACAGUUCUAGCUGCAUCCAAAUUCGGCUUGCCCAUCUCUUCUACCCAAUGCAAAGUUGGCUCAGUUGUAGCUGUAGGUCUUGUGCAAGCUUCCCACUCUGUAAGAUGGCAUACUUUCCGCAACAUCAGUUUGUCAUGGAUAGUAACACUACCAGUUGCAGGCAUAUUAUCUGCGGCUGUGAUGUCUCUUUUCCAAUUCUUCGUUUUAUAA
Molecule: messenger RNA, 1563 nt
Organism: Auanema sp. JU1783
Lineage: Eukaryota; Metazoa; Nematoda; Chromadorea; Rhabditida; Rhabditidae
Source: the annotation of a GenBank genome assembly